AUGUCGCUCUUCCGAAUUGGAGGUGCUGCUGGCCUCCGUGCGACUCGGGCCUUUGUGCCUGUCAAUGCCCGAUUUGUGUCCAGUGUGGCCAAGGGCGAGGUGAACACCAGUCCUGCUGAUGCUCCCGACGCACCCAACAAGGAUAGCACUUUGGUCAGCAAGCAGAGCCCUGUGGAGGCGAUGACUCGUCAUCAGCCUGAUUAUGAGGCUACCAUCGACCAUGCCACCUCCCUGUUUUCCCCGGUUCCCAAGCGCGUGAUGGAUGGCAGCGAGCCUGGUCCAGUAUUGCCUGCUGCAGUCCUCUCCGGCGCUCCCACCGAUCUCCAGGCGCGCACUGUCAGAAUUUACCGCCCCGCGAAGCCUGCGACUCAGUCUGGCACAUGGCACGGACACCACUGGCGUAUGGACUGGGAUAUCUUGCAAAAAGGUCACCGUUGGGAGAACCCUCUGAUGGGCUGGCAGUCAUCUGCGGAUGGUAUGCAGGGAACUAACCUCACAUUCAAGUCUAAGGAGGACGCCAUUGCUUUUGCCCAGAAGCAAGGCUACGAAUACUUCGUCCAGGAGCCUAACGAGCGCCGUUUUGUCCCCAAGGCUUAUGCCAACAACUUCCUCCACGAACCCAAGAAGCUCAAGCACAUCAAGACCAAAUGA
Penicillium diatomitis is the source of this 651-nucleotide messenger RNA. Its product is annotated as ETC complex I subunit. Gene Ontology annotation, biological process: electron transport chain. The transcript has 3 exons. Lineage: Eukaryota; Fungi; Ascomycota; Eurotiomycetes; Eurotiales; Aspergillaceae. The record is from RefSeq and is a predicted model, not a curated record. Bases 1 to 651 code for a protein of 216 amino acids.